CUCAGUUUGCUUGCAAGAUUCAUCGAGAUAAAAUGUGUCGUCGACGCGUGUAUCGUCACAAAAGAAAUUAAGUGUAUAUCUGUGUUAAGUGUAUGUUAUCCGAACAAGUGUACAUCUGAACAAUCGGAUUUUAACUUUUGUAAUUUGUUUGAGGUUAUAUUUUUAGUGGUGGUAUAAUUGUGCUGUUAUUGCAAUUAAAGAGAAAUUUAUUAGCAUUAUCGGAGAAAAUAUGUGAAUCGUGAAAGCAAAAUUUAUCGCUGCUGCUGGGAUUUUUAUUCACAUAAAAGAAAAGCGUAAGAAGCAGAAUUACACAUUGGUCAUGUUGAAUAUCAAGUACAUAUUAUUUGAACAAACUUUGACCGCUUGGGAAUAUUUGAAGAGUCGAGGAUAGAUGGAUAUCAUGUUGAACUAUGCAAUGAAUAAUAACUCGAAUAAAAUCAAGUGGAAUCUGAAAAAUCAAUAACUAUGAAAAUGUAAACUCUACAUGGAGAAAAGUAUCUCUUAUCGAUCCGUGUAGCAGCGGAAGCUUCGAAGUGAAAAGUUCUAACGACGAGCAAAAGAGCAGUCGCUCCCUUCGCAUCCGGCCUGACGGGAGUUGGAAAAAUUAUUUUUACUUCAAUCGUGAGUGCUUCGUCGCAGUUGUCCGGCGUUGCUUCAAACUCGCUGUUGUGAGCUUCUUAGAAGUCACAUCUUACAGUGUUUUUCUAUGACUCAGUGUGCCAUUUUUCCGCAGGAUCAUGAGACAUUUAGUGACCGUAAAUUUUGCGAUUUAAGAUAUAAAAUAAAAUAUUAAGAUUUUAUUUGCUUGAAGUGUUAAUAAAGUGAAUAGAAAUUUCUUAAGCAACAUUUUUCUAAGUUAAAUUUCGUGUUGUGGAAUUAAUAAACGCGAAGCAAAUGUCCAAAAUGUUACGAAUGGAAUUGGUGGGUCUUGUACUGUUGGCCUGCACGCAGAUUCUCACGGAGCACCGCGACUUUCACGAGUCACGACACCAGUAUGGUCAUCAUCAGCGAUUCCACGAUCCCCAGGAAAGAAUGACGAGAGAAGUCCGCGUCAAGGAAGGCCGAUUGCGCGGUGUGAUUGUCCAGCCGAGAACCAAUUAUAAUAUGCAGUUGGUCGACGUCUUUCUCGGAGUUCCUUAUGCGGAGCCUCCGGUGGGAUCCUUCAGGUUUUCACCGCCUCGCUCACCGCAGCCAUGGAGAGGGGUACGGCAGUCGCAGGAAUUUGCCCCAGUUUGCCCCCAAGUCUUGCCAAAUCUUCGAGAGGAAGUAAAGCCAGGCAGGUACGAGUACCUGGAGAGACACCUACCGUACUUGAAGAACCAGAGCGAGGACUGUCUGUAUCUUAACAUCUACGCUCCUCAUCAAGCCGAAGGUCAGAAAAAUCUAAGAAGGUAUCCAGUUAUGGUGUUUAUCCACGGCGAAAGUUUCGAAUGGAACAGCGGCAACCCUUACGACGGUACUAUAUUGGCGGCUUAUGGCAAUAUUGUUUUUGUUACAAUUAAUUUUCGUCUUGGUAUCUUAGGUUUCCUAAGACCUGGAAUUAAGGACGACACAGCGAGCAAUUUCGGGUUAUUAGAUCAAAUAGCGGCUUUGCUCUGGCUAAGAGAAAACAUCGCGGAAUUUGGCGGUGAUCCUAACAGUGUCACUUUAGUCGGUCACGGGACUGGAGCUAUUUUUGCUAAUUUACUUCUGAUCAGUCCAGUAGCCAACAAAAAAGGUCUAUUCAAACGGGCUAUUUUGAUGUCUGGAUCAGCAAUGAGCGCGGACGCUAUCGGCAAGGCGCCACUGCAAAUCACCAAGCAGGUGGCACACGCUCUCAACUGUCCUACUACUAGCGACAGCGAACUGGCGCUUUGUUUGCGCAACCAGGACGUAGACACGCUUCUACACGUGAAAAUUCACAAGCCGAAAUACGUGCCAGCCUACGCGCCCUUAAUCGAUCGCGCCGUCAUCCCCGACAAGCCGCUCAAUUUAAUGGAGAAUGCGCAACUUUUCGGCAGGUUCGACUUGAUGUACGGCGUAACAGAAUCAGAGAAAUUUCACAUCCUGCCACCAGUUGCUUUGUUGCACGGCAUGCUUGAUGGACAACGAGAUGAGAUCCUGCGAGACUAUGCCAAAGCGACUCACGAGCUGGAGCCGGAACUGAUCCUGUCGAAAGUUUUGGAGCAAUACGGCGACUUCUCAAGCGGAUUCACGAAAGAGUACGCUACGAAAAAUCGGGACAUGGUGCUAGAGGCGCUCUCCGACAGCGGCACCGUGGCGCCAUUAAUAAUGACUGCCAAUUUGCAUUCAAAGGCGAACCCGAAGAGCUACAUGUACGUCUUCUCGCAUCCGAAAGCUAUGCAAGACUACUCUGGCCAACAACGUCAACAUACCAUGCAUGGGGAGGAGUUACCCUACGUACUGGGUGUUCCAUUGGACGGCGGUAAGUACGACUUGCGGGGUCGAUACGACAUCAGAGAGACACUGUUUUCGGAGGCCAUUAUGAACUGGUGGUGCAGUUUUGCCUAUAUUGGGAACCCCAACGUCGCCAAGCGGUACCCCUACCUGACUAACGGGUUCAAGGAAUGGGGCCAGUACGAGAUUGAGUGGCCAGAGUACGACCCUGUCAAUCAGACAUAUUUCAACCUAACUAUACCGCCUAAUAUAGGUGCGCACUAUCGUUUGACGGAGAUGCAAUUCUGGAACGAGAAUCUACCUAAUCUGCUCAGGUACCCGAAUAAAGACGUUUCGGAUCCAACUCGACUGAGAGGACCUCGACCGCAGAUUCUUGACUUUGCCGAUGGAGUCGGCAAAUAUGCUAACAAUACCUCCAACCAGAAAUACGAAAGCUACAAUGCCAGCAGAUACACAACUCCGUCUAGCGUCACGAACUCUGGUGCAGACAAGUCGCCGUUUUCAAUCGUGGCUACAACAAGUAGAAAAGCCAACGACGUAGAGAAUGUAGAAUCGACGGCCGAGCCAAGCGCGUUAAGGAGCUCGUCGGUGAUGAUGAUAGUGAUUGUCUUCUUCGUUGUAUUUAUACUGAUAAACUUCACGGCUUUUUUAUACAUCUACUAUAAAAAGCAAAACAUGAAAGGGAAGGAGAAACCGUUGAAGAGGCGAGCCAGCGAGAAGAAAGACGACUCUGUCAAGAAGUCGAAGACUGAUAAACACGAGAACCAUUACGGCCAGAUAGGCUACAAAAGUGACAGCAAGCCAGAUUUGAACGAUGUGAUAAAGAAUGACAAAGCGUACGAUAACAACUCUAACUUCGGACGCAGGUCGAAGCUGUCGAGACAAAACUCAAGCUCCACUAUUGAUACUCACAUCAAGGUUCGAGAAUGGAUUCAGCAGGAGAUUGUGCAUAGAUGUUCGCCAAGGUUUCUGCGCAAAACGCGGGAAACAUUGCAGAAGGAGCAUCAGGAGAAACUGAGCAAGCAACAGCAGGAAGAGAAGCAGCGCAUAGAGGAGGAAGCGCUGAAAGAGAGAAAAGACGAGCCGAUCUACGACACUGGUCCGGCGCUGGUGGUGCGUCCUGGAAAGAAAUCGAAAUUACCGAAGGUUUCUGUCGCUAUCGACGCCACGCCGGCGACCAGAACGGAGUCUGUCUUAAAUCAGAUGCCGAUCGAGUUGACGAAAAGUAUCGAAGCAACGAAUGAAUACGCGCCGAAUCUAGAUCAGCUUAUUGCGCCUGAGGUGGUUGUCAUCGAGCAUCAUCAUUCCAGGAGCGAUCCUUUGCCGAUGGAGAACAUCCUGAAUAUGAUGAAACCGAAUUUCUCCACUCCCAGGAUUCACGAGUCGGAUUCAGGAAGUGCAAAUAGCCUGUAUGCCAGAAUUAAUCCUAAACUAAAAUCUCGUCUGCCUCGCCCCGGCCUGGGAAUGGAAGUGCCGUCGUCCGAUCAAUCUAAAUACGAAAAUCUUUCCGAGGAGAUUUAUGUGCAGAGCGGAACAAUCUUGACGACCUUCGGCGUGGGCGACGUAAAUGUCACGUGUCGGGAGCCGAUCGUGGAGAGAGAAUGCAUCAGUCCGGAGGAAGCUCUAAGGACGAUCAAACGUCGAAACUAUCCCAAAGUGCUGCCGGAUAUCGAGAAGAGACGAUCACUUCCGGCACCGAGUAGCCUCUUUGUGCCGAAGCAGCAUGCGAAUUCGUUAAAGGAUUACAAGAGCGGGAAUCGAGUGAACUUGUUUUCGAGUCAACCGCCGUUACCACCUCCAAGAAUGUUCGGGCCCUCGAAGAGUCUCGAGAAAAGCGAUUUCUUCGCCGAAGAAAACGAAAACCAAGUCGAGGGCGAACCGAUGACGACGAACCUGCAUGUGGGUCCAUUGCUGAAGAAGCAAGAGGCCGCGAAGAACAAUUCUGAUCCUAGCAUAAUAGACUCCCUGGAAGAAAGCAGGAAUGUUCAGGCGGGUGGAAGCGUGGAUACCAUUUAUGCUAAUCCGAAGUGUCCACUUCACGGAGGUCAAUAUCCGUUCUCGCCAACCUCGCAGAGCGUAGACGAGGACAUCGGUAGGUCCACUGGGCUUCGAGAGGCAGGCAAUCCAAACUGGUACAAACCGGGCGAGUCCUCGGCCAUUAUGGCAUCGACCGCCUCGGAGCCUCAAAUCAUGAUUGGUGCGGACGAGAAACAAUUAAGCGCAACGUUGCCAGCAAUGGAACCAAAGAUCGUGAUCACACCGAGAUUAAUUAAUCCGAGUUUACCAGCGCGCUCCGAGAACAAAAUCGAGCACGAGUCGAGGUCGGCUGAAGCGGGAAACCGCAGUGGAAACUCGGAGAUGUUGGAAGCGGAAAAGAGAGAGCCGCGGAUAAUCAUCACGGCGCGGGAGCCGAAGAAUUGCGCCCCGGCGUGCAGUCUGAAGCAGCCGAAGAUCAUCAUAAAGCCGACGGCGAGUCUGCCGCGAAGCAGGGAUCAAAGAAAUAUACCGAAGGUGUCAGCCAUACCGUCGCCGGAACAGCAGAAUUGCCAGAACAGUGAGCGAGACAGGGCGCUGGAGCAGAGGGAGAAGCCGUCCCUGAGGGAGAAGCCGAGGGUUACGAGGAUCCCAUCGUUCUCACGCAGAAAAGAGGAGCCGGGAAUUGAAAAGCCGUCGUACGCGGAAAAGACAGAAAUUGUGCAGAGAGUGGAGGCGACGUCCGGUAAAAUCACAAACGCACCGCCGACGUUCGACGUCAAGUCAGGCAUACCGACGCCGACGACGACGACGGCGGCGGCGGCGGCAACGUCGAAGAGCGAGAAGACCUCCAGCACGGACUCGUCGUCCGCCAGCAACGGGAAUUCCAGUGGCUCGAAUACCGGUACGAUCAAACGCAAGCCGACGUGCAAGAAGUAAUUGCCUCGUGUUAUUUACAUUGCGCCUUGUUUUGCAAAUGUAAAUGAAAUGCAGGUGUACCAUUCCGACCAAGUGUCGAUGCGAUCCUCUCAUAAUCCUCGAUUUUCCUCCACAAAGCAGUUGCAAGUAUUCAUUAUAACUGCAAUGAAAUUUAUAAAGAAAAAGACACGAUCUUUCGUUUAAAUAAUUUUUCACGUAAACUGCAAACGAAUUCUUAAACGAGGAAACAAUUUGGAACUUUUCUCAUUCAAAUGAUGCAGAAUUUAUAAUAGGAUUUUUUUUUAGAAUUAGUAUUAUUUAUUAUUAUGUUAAAAAUAUGGGCGUUGUGCAGUAACAUGUAUUAAACUGCAUUUUAACUAUUGCACUUCAUCUGUGUAGAAUUCUUCAUUUUAUUGUUAUUGUUAAUCGCUAUUUUUCCAUGACUAAUUAAAAUUAUACAAAAAUAGAGAUGUACGCAAAUAAUUGUGUAUCGUGUAAAUAAUAAUACUAUUAACGUUUAAGACGCUUUAAACAACGCGAUAAUAAUCAUUAAAAUUUAAGUCCGUAAAACAAAUUAUACGUUCACAAGACUGCUCCAGCGAGCGUUGUCGAUUCUUUGAACGACUUUACUUAAUAAGAUAUUAUACAAUUUAUUAGAUUGUACCACACACAUAAAAUUGCCAACAUUUAGUUAAAAGUGAACUGCGAUUAGUCACAAAUUUCCAUAAUGUAGAAGAAAGGCAUUGAUACCAUUGUACCAUUUUGCUUUCGACUUUGUAACAAUAUCGUGCUCCUGUACUUCUUUUAAUUAUCGAGUUGUUUUUAUUACUGUUUAUGUUUUUUUUAUGAAAGUAAACAAUGUAAUGUCUUUGAAA
Molecule: messenger RNA, 6164 nt
Organism: Linepithema humile (Argentine ant)
Lineage: Eukaryota; Metazoa; Arthropoda; Insecta; Hymenoptera; Formicidae
Biological process (GO): chemical synaptic transmission; postsynaptic membrane assembly; neuron cell-cell adhesion
Cellular component (GO): postsynaptic membrane; plasma membrane; synapse
Molecular function (GO): signaling receptor activity; neurexin family protein binding
Source: RefSeq, a predicted model, not a curated record